GGAGGGAGAGAGAGAGACCAAUAGCGAUAUCUGAGGAAAGGAGACAACCUUGCAGGAGAGAUAGAGCAAUUCAAAACAUCACCUCGACCGACGAGGAAAACAUGGACGCAGUGAAAUUUUUUUGCUUCAUGCAUGCAUCACAGAGGAUACGGAGUUUACCCCGCACUGUCGGAGUUAUGCACGGACUCUGUUUUUGAUGAGGCGGGUGGGGACCCGCAGCAACCUGAAAAGGCGGAAAGAUUUCUCCGAACCGUCUGCAAAUUCUGCCCGCCUGCGAUGGCUGGGUCGGUACGAUGCUGUUACAGAGUAAUGGAGAAUAUAUUUAGCUAUUUCUGUGUGUUGACGUUCAUGUUAAGUGGCCUUAUAAACGCACAAAUCCGAUACUCAAUUCCAGAGGAGCUGGAGAACGGGGCAUCAGUCGGUGACAUUGUCCGGGAUUUGGGUCUGGAUCUGAAAAAAGUUUCCACUCGACGCAUCAAAAUCACGUCGGACAGUGGGCGGAAAUAUUUCACAAUAAACCACAAAACCGGAAAGCUGGUGGUGAGUGACCGAAUUGACCGGGAAACAGUUUGUGAAUUCAGUGGUACCUGUUCACGUAACCUGGAGGUGGUGUUGGAGAACCCGCUGGAAGUGCACAACGUGGAGGUGGAGAUAUUGGACGUAAACGACAACGAACCUCAGUUCCCUCGGGAUGAAUACCAGCUUGAGGUGUCAGAGUCUGCUCUCACCGGGUCGCGGUUUCACAUCGAGGGAGCUCAAGAUGCAGAUGGGGGGUCCAACUCCGUGAAACAGUACCGACUUAUUCCAAACGACCACCUCACUUUGGACUCCAUUAAACCCUCCUCCAACAAUAAUCAAAUUGAGCUAAUUCUCAAAAAGCCCUUUGACCGGGAGCAGAUGCCCUCUCAUCAACUUAUUCUGACAGCAAUAGAUGGAGGCACUCCACAGCGAACUGGCUCGGCCAAAAUCAAUGUCCGCAUCCUUGAUGCCAAUGACAAUGUGCCUAAGUUUAACAGUUCAGUGUAUAAAGUUAAAGUGCCUGAGAACUCUCCAAAUGGGACACUUUUGAUUAAGUUAAAUGCAACAGACCCAGAUGAGGGCUCAAACGGAGAAGUGUUUUAUUCUUUUAGUAGCUACACUCCUGAAAGAGUCAGACAGGUGUUUUCUAUGGACACAAACACGGGGGAGAUUAGGGUAAGAAAUAAUAUAGAUUAUGAGGAGACUAAAUCCUAUGAAAUGUACAUACAAGCAAUGGACAAAGGCCCAGCUCCUGUUGCAGCACACUGUAAAGUAGUCGUAGAAGUGUUGGAUGUCAACGAUAACAUUCCUGAGAUUGUACUGUCUUCACUUUCCAGCCCUGUGCGUGAGGAUGCACGGGCAGACACAGUGGUGGCUUUGAUUAGUGUUAAUGAUGGCGAUUCUGGACAAAACAAACAGGUAUCCCUAGAGAUCAUGCCCAACUUGCCUUUUAAGAUUAAAUCCUUCAGAAACCUCUACACUGUGGUCACAUCUGCUUUCCUGGACAGGGAAACUAUCUCAUCAUACAAUGUUACAGUCAGCGCUGUGGAUGAGGGCACACCACCCCUAUCAUCUCAAAUGAGCUUCAGGGUAGAUGUUGCAGAUGUUAAUGAUAACCCACCUCGUUUUGAGCAGACAUCAUAUACUGUCUAUAUCACAGAGAACAAUGCUCCUGGGGCAUCUCUUUGUGUUGUUAAGGCCAUGGAUGCUGAUGAUGCAGAAAAUGCACGCAUAACUUAUACUGUCCUUAAUGACAACAAUCAUGGGAUACCUGUAGCCAGCUAUGUUGGCAUCAAACCUGACACAGGUGAGGCCUAUGCCCUGCAAGCCUUUGACUUUGAAAAGCUUAGAGAGUUUCACUUUCAGAUUAAAGCCCAGGACAACGGCGUGCCUCCCCUUAGCCGUGUGGCCACAGUAUAUGUUUACAUUAUGGAUCAGAACGAUCAUGUUCCUAGGAUUGUCUAUCCACCUGCAAAUGGAACACUAAUGAAAAAUGCUGAAGCCGGCCUCUUAGUUAGCAAGGUGACUGCAUGGGAUGGCGAUGCAGGACAGAAUGCCUGGCUGUUUUAUACCUUGAACCAGACCAACAAAGACCUAGACCUUUUUAAAGUUCAUGAGUACACAGGUGAGAUCCGCACCACCAGGCGAGUCAUGGAAGACAACUCUACUACCUUUGUUCUGACUGUCCUGGUUCGAGACCACGGCAUGCCACCGCUUUCCUCAACCACCACUAUCCAUGUGCACGUGAUGGACCUUCCUCCGAAGUUUACCCCUGAUCCAAAACAGAUUGUUAGGCCUGACAGCCCGCUAAUGUUUUCACCCGUCACUCUCUACCUCAUCAUAGCCCUGUGUGCCACCACCUUUGUAUUUCUAGUCACUGUCUUUGUUCUUGCCAUUGUGCGAUGUCAUGCCUACUGUAGCCAGACUGGUUCCUGCUCCCCUUGCUGUGUAUCCCAGAAGAACAUGCCGGAGGGUGGCACCUCAGCAGGUGGUGGUGGAGCAAGGGCUGCAGGUGGUGGUGGAGGAGCUGCAGGAGUGCAACAAAACAUCAAUGUGGCUCUGCGCCGUGACCUCAAAGUGGAGCCGCAUUACAUUGAAGUGAGAGGAAAUGGGUCUUUGACCAAAACGUACUGUUAUAAGACGUGCUUGACCGCCACAUCGGGAAGUGACACUUUCAUGUUCUACAACACGGGAAGGCCGCACAGUGGCACCUGGGGCUCGGGCUAUGUCACCAGCCACAGCGGACAGAGCCAGAUAUUUGUGCGCCGCCUCAGUAUGCCAGAUGCAACUGCUAUACAGCCCAAGGCACCUAACUCGGACUGGAGAUACUCAGCCUCCCUGAGAGCAGGUGGUGUAAUGCAGAGUUCAGUCCACAUGGAAGAGUCUGCAGUCAUGCAGGGAGCUCAGGGAGUCCUGGUACAGAACUGGCCCACUGCAUCGAGUGCUGCUGAUGGUGAAGGAGGGGAGGUUUCCCCACCUAUGGGUGCCGGCGUAGACAGCAACAGCUGGCACUUUCGUUACGGCCCGGGUGGUCCUGGAGCGCCCCCGCAGCACCUGAAGCCUGGAGAGGUUCCUCCAGAGGCAUUCAUUAUUCCUGGCUCCCCAGCCAUAAUUUCCAUCAGACAGAACCAGGGAGGAGAGGACGACAAGAGCGACUUCAUCACCUUCGGAAAAAAGGAGGAGGCCAAGAAAAAGAAGAAGAAGAAGAAGGAAAAGGAGAAGAAAGAUAAGAAGGAUAAAGGCAAGGAUGAUGGUGACGAGUAAAACAGAGAGUAGAAAAUGCAUAAAAUGGCUAAGAAGAAAAGGGUGCUGUUAAAACAGAGGUACCAACCAAAGUUCACUGGGUAAAAAGAGAAUAUUUUAUACCAUUAUUCAUUAUUGCUGAUAAAGUUUCAAAGCUUUUUCUGUUAUGAUUCUGGCCUUACCAAGAUAUAGUUUAUCUUCAGUUAAAUACUGAUGUAAAUUAUUUAUCUUGCCUUGAUACAAUUAAUGAUUACAAAAAAAAGAGAAAAUGAUUGUUUCUUCCUCUCCAUGCCCCAAUGUGCCUAUGCACCCUGAGUCUACUUUUAUUAUCUUUUUGGAAAAUGGAAGUAGAAUUCUUGUCCUUGUGUUGUUCUUCUUUUCUCCUUUAACCCACUGGGCACGUUGGCACCUCUGUCUUAUCCCCUCCCCAACGACAAUGUGUAAAGAAUUCUCUGAGAGACCAGUACAUUGAACAAAAACAACAUAAAGCUGUGCCAGCCAAGGAAAAAAGAGGAAAAUGUGAAAAGAUUGACACAGAUGCAUGCAGUCUGGAGCUGGACACACUCUACUUGUAAAUAGCACAAACAAGAGUCACUGAACCCUAAAGGCUAAACUGGCACUGCUGCAGAUUCACUGGUAAUUACCAACAGUGUUCCCUUAAAUCUCAAUGAAACCACAUGCGCGCACACUAACACAUCCAAACGUGCAAACACCAACUUAUUACCCAUGAGACAAUUGACACAGGAAGCACCUGAGGCCUGGGAAGAACGAGUGAGAGAAAAUAUAAGAGAAAAGACUGGCUGAAAACUGGACACUGCAAGUUCUUUGCCCUGCGCACUCACUUCUGAGAGUGCAGAUGUACAUCAACUCUCUCAGGAUGGAAGAAGAACCAUUUGCAAUAGCUCUAUCUUUGCUUGGAGAGCACACAAAGAGCUUUAUCUUCUGCAAGAAUCCCAACUGAGGAGGACAGAGACCACUGGAAGAUAUGGAGGGAAAAUGGGGAGAUGCUUCACAUUCUCCUGGGCAUCACAGAGGGUUGAGUGCAGCUGAGGUGGCUUUAUAUGGUGGACUCUGAAGAUACCUUGCAGAGUAUUUGGAGAAAUUUUGAUAUCACUUUUUCUCCUCCUUUUUGCAGCAACAGCUAAACGCUUUCUGCUUUGAAUGUUUGGUAGCAACCAAUCCUUACCUGACACCUUGAGUUUACAGAUAAUCACCUGCUUGUAUUUGUUCCCAGCUGCCACAAAACCAAAUUUUACUGAAAAUCACUUUUUAUUUUGCUCAUUGCCCAUCAUGUCGACUGCUUCUCCUGUACAAUGUGUGAAAUGUCUUUUAUGUUCUUUAAAGAGAUUCAAUAAUACCCGUGUUUAUUUUUCUUCAUAGCUUUAACUGCUUUAUGCUUUAUACGCCCACCUCACUGUUGUCCUCAGACACCCACUCGACCCCUUGCUCUGAUGGCCUGCUCUGAACAUUGUGGUGUGCUGAGAACAGCAUGGAGUAAUGCGGACGAGGCCCAGGGAGAACCAAACAGGGCUUUGCACCCUGAACCCGUGUCAGGUGCUUCUGAAGUGCAAAAUGGUUCAGUGCUUUUUAACUUGUGUAAACUACGGUAUGUGGUUCAUUUCCUUGUUUGUAGAUAAUCACAAGAGGAGGUAUGGUGGGAUAGGGCUGAUUACAGCGACUGUGAAGAAAUGUGAUGAAAUAAGGACCGAUUAAGAAAAAGUAAAUAAAUUCACCAACUUGAUUGUUUAGGAACAUUAAGUCACAUACUAGCUUCUAUGUACGCUGUAAAUGUAUAGUAGACCUCUCAUAGAUUGAACAGUAGCUCUUGAAACUUGAGAAAUAUUGGGCACACAGGGAUGUUUUUCCCUGAGCUUUAUCCCACCAACCUUCUCACAGACAGUUUUUGAAAAGGGGCACUGAUGUGCCUCAAGACCUGCUUCUGUUGGUUACCCUCCCGUUGCCUGUAACUUGUUGCCACGUCCCAAAAGUUUUUGCGGCUCAGUAUGACGUCACUCCAUUAAGUGGCUGCUGCAUGUACUGCUCUACGGAAACAAACACUAUAUAGAGAAAUAUAUAUAUAGAUAGAUAGAUUGCUCUGAUUUUAUUCUUUUGUAUUAUUUUUUUUUUCUUCAUUAAUCGCACAGGAAAUAUCUGUAUGUACUGCUGUCGCUCCCAAGCAUCCAUGUACCACAAUGUUCACACUCCACAGAUGUUUUACGGCAUCCACUAACCUUCUUUAGGUAUUUGUAAAUGAUAUAGUGUGAUACCUUUCAACUGCAAGUUCAUUUUCUCUCUUUUUCCAACAGUGGUUUUGCGUUUCAAGACAAGCAAAGCAAAGCAAAAAAAAAAAAAGAAAAAAAGCUUCAAAAAGCAAACAAAAAAAAAAAUCACUCUGUCUCUGGCUUUGACAUGACGAUUUAACUCUGUAUUAUUGUAACUGAAAUAUGUAUGAUUCUAUGAAGAGCUAUCACUUCCCUUUCACUCUCAUUAUAAAAAAAUGGAAGAAAAAAAUCCUGUGAAAAAAAAGACUAUAUGUUAGUAUAUUCUUGUGUUUAGUGAGUGUUCAUGCUGUCAUUCUUUCCCAAUGUAUGGUGGUGAACUAUGGUGGCAGUGUGCUGUCCUGAGUGGACUAGCAGAGAUAUGUUGUGAAACUUUUUUUGUACACCUUCUCAUCAACUGUAACAGUGAAAAGUAGUGAAUUUCAUUUAUUUCAUUUAUUUUUCAUACUUUUUAUUUUACCUAAAUGGAUACAGUGGUAAUGUGUUUGGUUUAAAAAUCACAAAUAAAAUUUUCUUUCUUAAGCGUA
Xiphophorus couchianus (Monterrey platyfish) is the source of this 6067-nucleotide messenger RNA. RefSeq names its product protocadherin alpha-C2-like. The record is from RefSeq and is a predicted model, not a curated record. Gene Ontology annotation, cellular component: plasma membrane. Gene Ontology annotation, molecular function: calcium ion binding. Gene Ontology annotation, biological process: homophilic cell-cell adhesion. NCBI's taxonomy places the organism in Eukaryota, Metazoa, Chordata, Actinopteri, Cyprinodontiformes, Poeciliidae. The transcript is spliced from 4 exons. Bases 133 to 3282 code for a protein of 1049 amino acids.